AUGAAGUUACGAACCGAAGCUUUCAAAGGUUUGCGGAACUAUGUCUUUUGGUUGGUGUCUUCUCCAUUAUGCUCAGACUUUGCUUUCAAGAUUUAUCCUAGUUUGGAGCAAGCGAAGCAAAUCGCUAAAGAACAAAAUGUAACCAAAAUUCCCGUUUAUGGUGUCAUUCCAGCGGAUUUGCUUACUCCAUCCAUUGCCUAUCUAAAGCUUUCUCGUGGAAAGCGCUAUUCUUACAUUUUGGAAAGCGUUUCUCAAGGUGAAAAUGUAUCUCGUUAUAGCUUUAUCGGUAGCCCAUACCGAGUGCUUAUGGCUAACGGAUCUGAAGAUCCUUUAGCUCGUCUGGAACGUGAAUUGAAGGAAGUGAAGGUUGCUCCUGUCCAUGGACUUCCUUCUUUUAGUGGCGGUGCAGUCGGUUAUGUUUCUUAUGACUGUAUCAAGUACUUUGAACCCACCACCGAUGUACCCACCCAAGAUAGUCUUGGCUUACCAGAGGCUCUCUUCUUCAUGACGGAUGACUUGAUUGCCUUUGAUCAUGCUUACCAAACAGUGAAAAUUAUCUCCCAUAUUUGCAUUGAUCAAGGAAGACCUAUGGAAGAGGCUUAUGAAGCUGCAUUGUUCAAAAUUAACAUGAUUCAUAAGAAGCUUGAUGCUCCAGAAAUCCCUCUGCCUCCCCAGAAGGAUAUUCAUCUCGGACAUGAAGCCAAAUCAAACACUGGCGAAGAAGGCUACAAGAACUACGUUUCUACUCUGAAAAAACAUAUUCAUCAAGGCGACAUAUUCCAAGCCGUUCCUAGUCAACGUCUCUCUCGCCCUACAGACUUGCAUCCUUUCAAUUUGUAUCGUCAUUUGCGUACUGUCAAUCCUUCUCCUUAUAUGUUUUAUCUUAACUGUGAUGAAUUUGACAUUAUUGGUGCUUCUCCCGAGCUCUUGGUCAAGUCGGAAGAUGGUCGCAUUAUCAAUCAUCCUAUUGCCGGUACUGUUCCUCGAGGCAAAACUCAAGAGGAAGAUGAAGCUCUAGCAAAUGAGCUACUUUCCAGCGUCAAAGACCGCGCAGAACAUGUUAUGCUUGUAGAUCUUGCAAGAAACGAUGUAAAUCGCGUAUGUGAUCUGGACACUACGCAGGUUGAUCGAUUGAUGGCAAUUGAGAAGUUUUCUCAUGUUCAGCACUUGGUCUCUCAAGUUUCUGGUGUUCUUAGAGAAGGAAGAACUAGAUUUGAUGCAUUCCGUAGUAUUUUUCCUGCAGGUACUGUUAGUGGAUCCCCUAAAGUGCGUGCUAUCCAACUGGUUGCUAGCUUAGAAAACGAGAAGCGUGGCAUUUACGCUGGUGCCGUUGGCCAUUGGGGAUACAAAGAUGAUCAAAUGGACACUUGCAUUGCAAUUCGAACCAUGGUAUACAAGAACGGAGUUUUAUACUUGCAAGCUGGUGGCGGCAUCGUUUUUGAUUCGGAUGAGCAAGCUGAAUAUAUUGAGACCAUCAACAAACUCAGAUCUAACGUUACAGCGAUUGACGAAGCAGAAAAGCUUUACGCAAAGGGCCAAAAUGAAUAA
Molecule: messenger RNA, 1548 nt
Organism: Schizosaccharomyces osmophilus
Lineage: Eukaryota; Fungi; Ascomycota; Schizosaccharomycetes; Schizosaccharomycetales; Schizosaccharomycetaceae
Gene: trp3
Product: anthranilate synthase component I Trp3
Exons: 3
Coding region: 1-1548 (515 amino acids)
Biological process (GO): L-tryptophan biosynthetic process
Molecular function (GO): anthranilate synthase activity
Source: RefSeq, a predicted model, not a curated record